AUGCCACAGACCCACUUACAAGACAUCAAAAAAAGCCAUUCAAAGCUGCAAGACCGACAAACCAAGAUAUUGCAUAAACAUCACAUGAAAUCAAAACAUCAUGACAAGACAGACAAUGAAUCUGUGAAAAAGUUACCAAACUGGCAAGUUGUGCUGAAAUUCUGCAUCACUAUAAUGGAGUUUGACAUCGCAAUGAAGACAGAAUGGAUGAAAAAGCUAGGAAGAAAGAAAAA
Messenger RNA from Acaulospora morrowiae, 233 nucleotides. NCBI's taxonomy places the organism in Eukaryota, Fungi, Glomeromycota, Glomeromycetes, Diversisporales, Acaulosporaceae. The record is from the annotation of a GenBank genome assembly.